AUGGUUCUCUAUACUGCUGAGAAUUGGGAUAAUUCUGAACAAACUGGUUCCCUUAACUGUCGUGGCUUGGGCAAUUCACGGACAGUUCGUGAAGUUGUGGGCCUUGUGUCCCGUAAGAAGCCUGAUUUUGUAUUUCUUAUGGAAACUAAGGUUGACCGAACGCAUGCUGAGUGUCUUCAUGUCAAACUUGGUUUUGAUGGUCUUUUCUAUGUUGAUCGUGUUGGUUUGAGUGGUGCACUAGCUUUACUGUGGAUAAAGAAUAAUACAGCAAGACUUAUGAGUUUCUCGAGGAAUCAUAUUGAUGUAGAGGUCAGUAUGGAUAGUUUCGCGAACUGGCGAAUGACCUGUUAUUAUGGAUACCCGGAACGCACCAGGCGUACGGAAUCAUGGGAAUUACUAAAAUCAUUGGCACCGCGGUCUGGACUUCAUUGGAUUAUGGUGGGUGACUUUAAUGAUCUCAUGUUCCAGUACGAGAAGAGUGGGGGUAACCCACAUCCGGAUAAUCUCCUUCGCGGUUUUUGGGAGGUUAUUGAACAGUGUGGGCUGACUCAAAUGCCCAUGUGUGGAUAUCAGUUUACAUGGGAAAAAGGAAAGGGCACGGCUGGAUGGAUUGAGAAGAGACUAGAUAAGGUACUUGCUACUGAUGAGUUGUGUGGUAUUGUAAUUGGGGCAAGGGUGUUUAAUUUGCUAACGAGAACAUCUUAUCAUUUUGCUAUUUUCCUAGCAAUUCAAGAUUUUGUGGUGAGGGGAAGGGUGGGAAGGAGGAGGUUCCGUUUUGAUAUGACAUGGCUAUAUGAUGAGGGGUGUAGGGGUGUGGUGGCUAAAUCAUGGGACGAAGGAAGGAACGAGGGCACACCAAGCUGUAUCAUACACUGUGGAAAUCGUUUGGCUCAAUGGGGAGGUGACCGAUAUCAUAAAUUUGGUGAGAAACUUAUCAACCUCCGUAGGGAGCAACUACACUUACGGGGACGCACUGAUCCUACCUCUCUUGCCGAAUUCCAGCGUUUGGAAGAGACACUCACCCGCAUGGAAGCCCAGGAGGAUGUUUACUGGAGACAGAGAGCGAAGCAACACUGGCUCAAGGAUGCUGAUGUUAACACAAAAUUCUACCACAGGUCUCUACCAACAUUUUUGGGAUAUAGUGUGGGGCGGGGGGAUAUUUCGAGUUUUAUAGUGAACUGUCUGAAUUUGCGCUCUUUUCCCUCUGGUUUAAAUGAUACUGAUGUGGUGCUGAUCCUAAAGAAGAAUAACCCUGAGUUGGUCUUAGACCUUAGGCCUAUAGCUCUGAGUAAUGUGAUCUACAGGGUUAUGGCUAAAAUGAUUACCCAAAGGAUGAAACCUAUGAUUGAAAAUAUUAUAUCUGAGUCACAAAGUGCUUUUAUACCUGGAAGGUUAAUCACUGGUAAUAUCCUAAUAGCGGAAGAAGUGGGACAUUAUUUGAAUAGGAAGCAGUGUGGGGCUGUUGGGUGGAGUGCGCUCAAACUAGAUAUGGCUAAGGCCUACGACCGUAUGGAAUGGCCCUUCUUACGAGGAAGGAAUAAGAAAGCAGCUUUUGCUUAUAUUGAAGAUAAGAUCAGGCAGAGAAUUGGAUCUUGGAAUAAAAAAUUCGUUAUUGGUGGGGCUCAGGAACUAAUCAUGGUAUUCACUGGAAGAGCUAGAUAUUAUCCUAAGGACUCCUUUUCUGAAGCAUUUUUAGGAAAUAAUCCUAGCUACUGUUGGCGAAGUAUUAUGGCGGCUAAAGACCUAAUCUGUAGUGGAGUGAGACGACGUAUUGGGAAUGGAAAUUCUACCUUAAUCUGGGGACACCCCUGGCUCUAG
This is a messenger RNA of Ipomoea nil (Japanese morning glory), 1818 nucleotides long. RefSeq lists its product as uncharacterized. NCBI's taxonomy places the organism in Eukaryota, Viridiplantae, Streptophyta, Magnoliopsida, Solanales, Convolvulaceae. The coding region runs from base 1 to 1818 and encodes 605 amino acids. The record is from RefSeq and is a predicted model, not a curated record. Gene Ontology annotation, molecular function: catalytic activity. The transcript is spliced from 5 exons.